Molecule: messenger RNA, 267 nt
Organism: Meloidogyne enterolobii
Lineage: Eukaryota; Metazoa; Nematoda; Chromadorea; Rhabditida; Meloidogynidae
Source: the annotation of a GenBank genome assembly
AUGGAAAUUACUUCAAAAACUCCCAAUAAUUCUUCCUCAUUUUUAUCUAAUUUAUCAAAAAGUAUUGAACAAACAAGUAAUCCCAACAACCAAAUUGAUAUCUCUAAAAUAUUUAACAAUUCAUCUAUUAUUUCAAUGAUACCUUCAUCUUCAUCAGACUUAAAUAUUUUAGAAUUAAAUAAUAAAGAGAGUCCUUUAGCUACCAAUAAAAAAUUACAACAAAAUAAAUUAAGUGAACCAAUUAAUGGAAAGGUUCUCAUUCAGUAA